UUUACCCCCUCCGAGCUUCAACUGUGGCCGGGCUCCUUCAACCAACCACUAUUCUGACAUUUAACUCCGGAAACACAAAUGUAAGCAGCGCUGCGUUACAUCCUAAAGUGAGACGGAACGGCGAGGCGCUUGAUCAGCUGUCGGACAGCGGUUGGAACUGGCCACGAUGUCGAGGGUGGUGAAGAAAAGGCAAGCGGACCCCAAAGUGGUUCAGUAUGUUUGGUCGGCCAUCGAAGUCAUUCGCAAUCAGAAACAAAUCGCCAACAUGGACAGAAUCUCAAAGUAUUUAAGUCGUGUGUAUGGUAUGCACCCUAAAGACACAACCAGGCAGCUGGUUUUGGCUGUGAAAGAUGGUUUGGUGGUGGAAACGCUCACAGUGGGCUGCAAAGGCUCAAAGGCCGGGAUUGAACAGGAGGGCUACUGGCUCCCAGGAGAUGAGAUGGAGCAGAUGUCAGAGGGAAGCAAGCCAUCUCUGCCUUCUGAAGCUCUUUUUCCAGAUGACUGGGAGGCAGAAAGUCAUGAUUGGUACUGCUUUGAGUGUCACCUUCCUGGAGACGUGAUGGAGUGUGACGGCUGUUUCCGUGUUUACCACCUACGGUGUGUGUCGGAAGACCACCGGCCGCGGGACACGACCUCCCACUGGCAGUGCGGCAUCUGCAGGGGCAGUAAAAGGAAGAAUUUGAACAAACAGGAAAUGACAACAUACCUGAAGUUCAUUCUUGGACGCAUGAAGGAAAGGGCUGUAGACCUGCACAAGAGAGGCAAAGAGGCAAAGCAGCCCAUAUACAAAAGACUGAUCCACACGCCUCUGGAUGUGGAAAACAUACAAGAGAACAUCUCAGAUGGGAAGUACAAGAGCUUUGAGGAGUUCAGGGCUGAUGCUCAACUUAUAGUUCACAACACCGCCAUUCUGCACGGAGUCAACAGUGAUCAGACUGAAAUUGCGAGACUUCUCUAUAACGACACAUGCCAUGAGCUGAAUGAGUUAAUGCUGUGCAGAACCUGCUUUUAUCUCUCAAAUGCGCGACCUGACAAUUGGUUCUGCUACCCAUGUUCUCCGAAUCAUGAGCUGGUUUGGGCCAGGAUGAAGGGCUUUGGUUACUGGCCUGCCAAGGUGAUGCAGAGGGAGGGCAACCAGGUGGAUGUCCGGUUUUUUGGUCACCAGCACCAAAGGGCAUGGAUUCCUUCUGACAACAUCCAGGACAUCACGGUCAGUGUGCAGCAGCUGCAGGUGAAGCGCAGCUCAGGCUGGAAAAAGGCCUGCGAUGAGCUGGAGCUCCACCAGCGCUUUGUGAGAGAGGGCAGAACCUGGAAGGGCAAACCGGAGGAAAAGAACGACAGGUCAGAGAGGCACGAAAGGCAGGAAGAACGACAGGAAGAAGCCGAGUCAAGCAUCUCGUCCACAUCCAAUGAGCAGUCUAGAGUCAACCAAGAGCCCAAGGCUAAAAAGAGCCGGCGUUCCCAAGUCGCCGAGCCCAAAGAAGAGGAACCUGAGCCCGAGAUGGAAGCAGUCAGUUCUAGUCAAGAGAUUCCAACAGCUGUUCCACAUCAGCCGGAGCGUAUGUCCGUCUCCACGCAGACCAAAAAGUCUAGCUCCCCUUCAUCCUCUUCCUCUCCGGCCCCUCGCAUGAUCCACAAAGGCACACAGACAGUAAAUGAAGGCAACUGCCAAAACAUGUGCCACGACAAAUACUCCAAGAUCUUCAGCGACGUUAAAGAAAUGAUGAAGGCGGAGAACAAACGGGAGACCGAACGAGUCCUGAAAGAGGCUCUGGACAAGCUGCGAGGAGAGAUGGAGGAAGAGAAAAGGCAGGCGGUGAACAAAGCGGUGUCCAGCACGCAGGCCGAGAUGGAGAGAAAGUGCAAACAGGUGAAGGAGAAGUGCAAAGAGGAGCUCAUGGAGGAGAUGAAGAAGAUGGUGUCUCAGCAUAAACAACUUCUUUCACAGACCAAGAAGAAGCAGUGGUGUUAUAACUGUGAAGAAGAGGCCAUGUACCACUGCUGCUGGAACACGUCAUAUUGCUCCAUCAAAUGCCAGCAGGAGCACUGGCACGCCGAUCACAAACGUACCUGCCGCCGGAAGAGAUGAGCUACAGCAGGACACGCCCUUUCCUCUUGACUCCACCCACCACGAGACACGCUAUUGGGUAGAUUUUAACACUUCCCACCCUCCCCCCUGCCCACGGAUUCUUGAUUUGUAGCCAGCAUCUUAAACCCAGCUCCACAGAACACUUUUAUCGGGGACAUUUUGCUGAGUUGCGAUGAAUGCUAACAGGGCAAGCCAGUGCGGGAUUGCACAAUCUUUGCGGAGGUUGAUUUUAACGGUAUCCUUUUUCUUUUCGCAUAUCCCUUUUUCGGUUUUACCUUUUUGUUUGCUGUACGACAGAAAUCAGCCUUGCUCGCUUACAAGACAGACUAGCUGAAAUGUGAAGUACUAGUUAUCUUUUUAAACACAACUUAAUCUGAAGCUAUGUAGAUAUUUGACUUUUUUAUAUGAGCGAAUAAUGUCAGCCUCUUGCAUUGAGAUGGUGAAGUUGGUGCUUUUAAACUCGACGGUUGGUUUUUA
Molecule: messenger RNA, 2566 nt
Organism: Danio rerio (zebrafish)
Lineage: Eukaryota; Metazoa; Chordata; Actinopteri; Cypriniformes; Danionidae
Gene: zmynd11
Product: zinc finger, MYND-type containing 11
Biological process (GO): regulation of transcription elongation by RNA polymerase II; negative regulation of DNA-templated transcription; chromatin organization
Cellular component (GO): nucleus; chromosome
Molecular function (GO): histone H3 reader activity; zinc ion binding; transcription corepressor activity
Source: RefSeq, marked validated